Tricharina praecox is the source of this 1128-nucleotide messenger RNA. Its product is annotated as S-adenosyl-L-methionine-dependent methyltransferase. Bases 67 to 1044 code for a protein of 325 amino acids. The record is from RefSeq and is a predicted model, not a curated record. Gene Ontology annotation, molecular function: methyltransferase activity. The transcript has 4 exons. Lineage: Eukaryota; Fungi; Ascomycota; Pezizomycetes; Pezizales; Pyronemataceae.
ACACUCCUACACACACUUCACCGACAACCGGAAUAAUCUUCACGACCGAAUCAAACAACCGCGACAAUGUCCGAGUCAAUCGAGGUCGAUCCUGCCGUGCUCGCCGAUAGCAACACCGACUACGCCAGCUCCGGCUACGACACGAGCACCGCUAGUCUUUCCUCCUCGAUAAACGAGUACGUGUUCGAGAAUGGACGGCGCUACCACUCCUACUUUGGCGUCAACAAGAACCCGAUGCCCACGGACGAGAAGGAGCAGGACCGGCUAGACCUGCACCACGAGAUCAUGCUCAACCUCCUCGGCGGCGAGAUCCACCUAGCGCCGGUCGAGAGCCCGCAGCGGAUCCUUGACGUGGGCACCGGUACCGGAAUCUGGGCGAUCGAUGCGGCCGACAAGUUCCCCGCCGCCGAGGUGAUCGGCACAGAUCUGAGCCCGAUCCAGCCGAGAUGGGUCCCGCCGAACUGCCGGUUCGAGGUCGACGAUGCCGAGCUCGAGUGGACGUUCAAACCCGAGUCGUUCGACUUCGUGCAUGCGCGUAAUCUCGCGCAGAGUAUCAGUGACUGGAAGAAGCUCAUGGGGGAGAUCUACCGGUGCACGCAACCCGGGGGAAUUGUCGAGUUGGCGGAGCUGGGUGGCGAGAUCUUCUGCGACGACGACACGAUGUCCGACGAUAACGCGUUCAAGCGGAUCGCGUACCAGCUGAACCAAGUCGCUUUACCCAAGAUCGGGCGACCGGCCGCGACCUCGGCACUGCUGAAGGCGCGUCUCGAAGACGCCGGUUUCGUCGACGUGCACGUUACCACUAAGAAGCACCCGUUCGGGCCGUGGCCCAAGGACCGCAGACUGAAGAACGUGGGCGCCAUGGCUCUGUUGAUGAGUGAGACCGGUGUCGAGGCGUAUGCCCUCGCCGCGUUGACCAGGAUCCUCGAGAUGGACCCCACUGAGGCCGCGCAACUGUGUCGCGAUGGUCUGGCGGCAGUGAAGAAUAAGAAUACGCACAUGUAUUCGCUCUUCCACGUCGCAUACGGCCGCAAGCCCGAGUAGUGGACGAUCGGAAGGAGGGCAGUGGGAGGUUUAAUGAGAUUGUUUUUGCUGUAUGCCACGCAUAAUGAGAACCCAAUAUUGAUA